AUGACGGCUUUACUUAAAGUGCUGGCCCUUUGGGGUCUUGCUAUUUGUUCUAUUUUUAUAAUUGCUAAAGCGAAUACUAAUAUCAGCCCAGUCUCCCCGGGAGAAAGCAUUAUUCCAUUACGUACUCACUCUCUUUAUAUGCCGUACAUUGAUCAAGAUCUUCAAAAUCGUUGGUUCGACUUUGGCGCCGAUACAGUGAUUAACACUAACAAGUAUAUUAGACUGACGCACGAUCGACAAUCUCAAACUGGUUGGCUUUGGAGUAGAUUGCCUUUGACAGCUACGAAUUGGCAGGUUGAAUUUGAGUUCAAAAUUGACGGACAUAAUCCCAGCUUGUAUGGUGAUGGAAUGGCCGUAUGGUUUACCACAGACCGUGCAAAGCCCGGACCUGUAUUUGGAUUCAUUGAUAAAUUCGAAGGGUUAGGCAUAUUCUUUGAUACUUAUGCUAACUCUAGACAAUCACAUUCAUUUCCUUAUGUCAUGGCAAUGUUGGGUGAUGGUCAGACUGAAUAUGAUAAUGCUAAUGAUGGUAAAGCCAAUGAAAUUGCCGGAUGCGAGGCUGAUAUACGUGGAAAGUCGGUUGCAACAAAAGCACGCAUUACAUAUUAUAAGAAUACCUAUCUUGAGGUCAAAUUACAAUAUAAGGAAUGGGACCAAUGGGAACCGUGCUUUACUAUUAAUAAUAUAACACUCCCUACAGUUGCUUAUCUUGGUUUCAGUGCAUUGACUGGUGAUGUUAGCGAUAGUCACGAUGUUAUAAGCAUUACAACAAAUAACAUGAUUUCUAUCCCUCCACGAGUUCAAAAGAAUCUGCGUCUUCAAGCUGGUUUGGAUUGCUGUUCACUCUCAAGCUCAUUGCUACUGCAGCUUUUCUUGGUGUUUUGGUACUGGUGUAUAGAAUGUAUAGAAAUCAGUCAAAUAAAAGGUUUUAAGAACCACUUAUCGUAA
Dentiscutata erythropus is the source of this 948-nucleotide messenger RNA. The record is from the annotation of a GenBank genome assembly. NCBI's taxonomy places the organism in Eukaryota, Fungi, Glomeromycota, Glomeromycetes, Diversisporales, Gigasporaceae.